Messenger RNA from Malassezia globosa CBS 7966, 468 nucleotides. RefSeq lists its product as uncharacterized. The record is from RefSeq and is a predicted model, not a curated record. The transcript has a single exon. Gene Ontology annotation, molecular function: beta-glucosidase activity. Lineage: Eukaryota; Fungi; Basidiomycota; Malasseziomycetes; Malasseziales; Malasseziaceae. The coding region runs from base 1 to 468 and encodes 155 amino acids.
AUGAACGAACCGCACCGUGGCUAUGUAAACCUGUAUUCAUUUGAUCGAUGGAAUUACAACACGGACUUGCAUAUCGGCCAUUAUCCGUCUGCAUUGCAGAGCCUCGCAUUGGGCGAUGGACACGUACAAAACAUUCCUUUCUACACAAAGACGUGGCCUUUGCCUUCACGGCUUUCACACUAUACGCGUGUCGAUCCAUGUGGUCGACUGGCGUGGCUCCAGCGCAAUGAUUCCAUUGCUUUUCCCAAUACUCGACAGCAGGAUGGGUGUCUCUGGAGGGAACAUGGCGUUUGGGACUGGGAUGAAGCAAAGCAGAAGCCUGUUGUGUUGCAAGCGGACUACUUCCGCGUCGAUCCUCGUCCUGGGCAACAGCGACGUCGAGUUGAGUGGUACAAAGAUUUUUACGCACCCUUUGUGCAAAAAUUUGAUCAGCGGUAUGUGAUGCAGAAACGAGCUUACGAACUCUAA